AUUUUAUUUUUGAGAUCUUUGGCUCCUUUUUGGCAAGUAUAUCGUCUUCAGCGGAUUGUUGCAGAUGAUCAUCUACAAAAAGGAAAAGAAUGCGAUCCUUUUCACUUAUCCUCUUCCAGGAUCAUUCAACAGCACUGGACUGGUAGUAUCUUCCAAGCUGCCAAGAUUCUCUGACUUGUAUACACUGUCUGUUGCCAGUGCAGAUCCAAAAUCUGUUUCUUCCAACAAAGCAGUCCAUUUCACAAAGAGUUUUACCAAGUGGUUAGUUCAUUUGAUAUAUUUUCAAAUUUCUCCUUCCAGGGAUGGAAUGCCAGAAUCCUCGUUUUGGCAUGGAGCUAUUGUACUACGCAUGAGGUGUAUCUAUUGUAAGCUUGGGUUUUCAGUUUGUACAAGUGGGGAUGCACGUCAGAAAAGAAAAAAGAUUGUACAAGUGGUGAUCACAGUCCAAUGAUUCCAAACUGUUGAUAUUAUGGGUUGUAUUGUGAAUUCCACGUGCACCAAAAAUUCUCCCAAAUUGGUCAUGACCGUUGAAUCUUCCGUCAUUGCUCUGUUGUAUUUUUGUAUGUGGAC
Magnolia sinica is the source of this 570-nucleotide messenger RNA. Its product is annotated as signal peptidase complex subunit 2-like. The coding region runs from base 65 to 451 and encodes 128 amino acids. Gene Ontology annotation, cellular component: signal peptidase complex; membrane. The transcript is spliced from 2 exons. The record is from RefSeq and is a predicted model, not a curated record. Gene Ontology annotation, biological process: protein targeting to ER. NCBI's taxonomy places the organism in Eukaryota, Viridiplantae, Streptophyta, Magnoliopsida, Magnoliales, Magnoliaceae.